GACGACUCCAAGCGGCCACGCGCGUGUGAGGCCUGCCGCGGACUGAAGGUGCGCUGCGAUCAAGACCCAGCACACCCCGAGCUUCCGUGCCGUAGAUGCGCAAAGGCCGGACGACAAUGCCUCAUCACAGCGCCCAGUAGAAAGCGCCAGAAAAAGGCGGACAGCAGAGUCGCCGAGCUGGAAAAGAAACUUGACCACUUGACUGCUGUCCUCCAGCAACAGCACCACCACCACCAGCAAGGAGGCCCAAUUCAGUAUGGCUUACAGUAUGGUCUUGCUCCUACGGCCGAUAUGCAAGGUAGAGCCUAUGCACAAGCCGCUCAGCAGCUGCAGCAGUAUAACCAAACCGCUGAGCAGGCCCAUGAUCCUUCAUCGAUGCAGCCGCCUGCCAAACGUCGACGGGUGGAUGACGAUGCGCAAGAGCCUCCAACACCGGAUGUCAAGUCAGAGCCAGCGGGAAGGUACGCUGCUCGUAGCAACAGCGAGGUAGACCUCUCGCAGCGCUUCGAUGAGCUCAAUUCAGACUUCGCGCCGCACGCGCGAUUAUCCCACAAUUUGCCACAGGACUUUGCCGACAGGAUCAACGCCCUCGUCGACCCUCCGUUAGGCGCGCAGAUAUUCAAUUGCUACAUCGAAAAGCUUGCACCGCACAUGCCGGCUGUGGUCUUCGCGCCAGGCACCGAAGCUGAGCAGAUCUGGAAGGAGAAGCCGAUCCUGUACGCGAGCAUUCUCUCUGCUGCGUCGUACGGCAUAUUGCCUGCCGAGGUGACAAGAGAAUUGACAGUCGAGGCAGUCAAGGCUAUAGCAGACGCUGUCGUCGUGAAUGGCGCCAAGUCCGUCGAACUCAUUCAGGCCAUGCAAGUUCUCGCGCUUUGGUAUAAGCCUCCUGAGGAGGCCCAACAGACCAAUUUUUAUCAGAUCAUUCAUAUGGCAGCUGUAAUGGCUAUGGACAUCGGUCUAGGGAAGCGAUUCAACUCGGCGCAAGCCAGGCGCGGCUUUGGAGCAGCGCAUUCUGAUAGCGCGCCUGGGUCGCAGCGGACAAAACCAAGCAUCAACUCGGAUAGCCUGGAAUCUAGACGAGCCUGGUUGGGUUGUUACUACCUCUGCGCCUCGGCCUCAAUGGUGCUUCGCAGACCAAACCUUGUGCAUUGGACGAAGUACAUGGAGGAGUGUGUUCAGAUCUUGGAAACAAGCCCAGAGGCGCCAGCGUCCGACAAGCUGUUCUGCCAGCACAUCAAAAUUCAGCACAUUUGCGAAGACGUCAGCGUUCAGUUUUCCAUGGACGAUAAUACAGCCAGUAUAAGUAUUACUGACCCGAAAGUCACUUACGCCUUGAACGUUCUGGAGACUGAUCUCAAAGACUGGAUCCAAAAAGUUCCGCCAGAGUUGAAAACCAACCCAAGUCUGAGAUUCUUUGAACAUGUAGCCAGUCUCUACCUUCACGAGAUUGCGUUACACUUCAAUCAUAACGUCGAGGACUUUCGCUUACCGUUCACGGAAGAAUCGCUCAAGUCUGUCAACAAUACAUCGGAGAAGCUUACGCAGAACCAGAUCGCAGCACUAGAGGCCUGCCGUCAUGCUGCACAUGGUGUACUUGAUGGCAUGCUCCGCUUUGAUCCUGACGUGAUCAAGACACUGCCAAUGCUGCUCUUCUUUGUGCGAUGCACGUAUGCGCUUGUAGUCCUCAUCAAGAUGCACGUUGCUGUUACGACGCCAGGGAGCGAGAUGUCGAAGAUGAUGACCACCGAAGACAUCGAUGUCGAUCGAUACAUUAAUGGCCUGAUUGACAUGUUUGCUAAUGUGCCAACUGAGCAAGAAUAUCGACCACAUCCGAAGAUUCUUCGCAUCCUCUCAAUCUUGAGGGAUUGGUUUACCAAGCACAAGGAGAACGUCGCAACACAGGCACGAGGAGACGCGGGACCAAAUCCAGUUCAACAGCAACAAAGCGAUCAAAGUGGUCAAACACCGCUUCACCUCUUGGCGCAGACCGCGACA
Sphaerulina musiva SO2202 is the source of this 1995-nucleotide messenger RNA. RefSeq lists its product as uncharacterized. The annotation marks the transcript as partial. Gene Ontology annotation, cellular component: nucleus. NCBI's taxonomy places the organism in Eukaryota, Fungi, Ascomycota, Dothideomycetes, Mycosphaerellales, Mycosphaerellaceae. Gene Ontology annotation, biological process: regulation of DNA-templated transcription. The record is from RefSeq and is a predicted model, not a curated record. Gene Ontology annotation, molecular function: transcription cis-regulatory region binding; zinc ion binding; DNA-binding transcription factor activity, RNA polymerase II-specific. The transcript has a single exon.